ACCGCUGGGUUUUCCUCAGUGUCACACACAGGUCGGUUAGACGGUGUGAACUAGACCAGAGCUUAUCAUAGACUAGUUUUUAAUCCUUAGAUCAUGACCCCCUCACUCUUUCUUUCACUUUUCGGUGAGUAUACUCGAUAUUUAGCGACUUUAAUGUCUGUUUAAGAGUUUACAAGGCAGCGAUUGAUCAUGAUUGCUGAAUUCGCUGAGUAACGGUCACAUGGCUAGCAGCCUUUAAAAACCAAAACUCGUCUUAAUUAUCGACCACAGUACCCCACCUGUUUGCGGCUUGACAUGCAAAAUUAAAAACGGGCAUUUAAAGUCAUGAUGUUACAUGCUGGAGAUUUCUUGACAAAUCGGUGUUAGAUUAAAUCCAACAAAGUGUCUUUAAAUAUCUUAAAUACACUGCAAAACUGGUUGAUGCAACCGAACACGGGUAGAUUUCUGCAGCCUCUUGAACAGACAUAAAAUCCAGCAUUAAUUUACAACUGCACCCCUAAAGUCAGUUUAAUCGAAGCCGAAUUGCAAACCAAAUGCUGUAGAUUAAGUAAAGUGUUAAAAACUUGCAUUUUCUGCUUAAUGAAAUUUAUGGGACACGAUGUUAAUUAAAUUCGUGGGUCUUUAAAUGGAGUUCGGCGUCGAGUGGGAGGGUGAAUUCGCUCGUAUUAUUGAUCAAUAAGUGACAUGUGCUGCAGAUUUGCGACCCAUUAUGUUUGCAUUAAGUUGAAUAUCAAUAAUACUGCAUAGAAAACUGUAUUUAUGUUGAUGUGUAAUAUUUCUGCGUCACAGUGUUGUUGUCACGUGAGCGGUACCAACUUUCCGCUAACUUUUUUAACAAACACUAAUUUAAGAGACAUUUUCCUCUGAGAGCCUUCAGCUCUUUAUGUCAGUUUCAUUAUGUAGUUAUAUGUGACUAAUUAUGUGUUAUAUGCUUUCAUAACUGGCGCUCAAAGCGGACAGCGAAAGUGAAAUCGGGCUGGGAUUCCCCGGGGUUUCUCGGAAAGGGGAAGUGGACUGGGGAAAUCCCAUUACGUGUCACUGACACUUCUGAUGAAUUCACUUGUUAUUAUCAAGCUUUGUGAGCUUUAAAGGUUAUCCUUAUUUUAAAAAUUUCAGAGACAAAUGAUUUAAGGAAGUCUGGGAAGUUUCAAGUGUCUAACCCUUUAUUUCAGUGUGCUGAGGGAUUUUCAUGCAGUUAUUAUCGGGGGAUUAUUGUGCAUCUGUAACAUGUCAUUUGUAGUUGUGUACAGUGAUUGUGUAUGUGUCUGUAUGUAAAUGUGAAAUCACACACUCUAUGAGUUGUGUACUUGUAGAUUUUCUUUUAUUUCCACAAAUACAACACAACAUUCACAAAUGUGUAAUUACAGGAGCACAAGUCCUAUUUCACAGUCACAGAUUCAAACUCUGAUCCAGUUGUCUCAGCAUCUGUCCAUCUGUGACUGUGAAAUAGGAUUUGUGCUCCUGUAAUUACACAUUUGUGAAUGUGUGAAUGUUGUGUUGUAUUUGUGGAAAUAAAAACAACAUCAACAAAAACACACAAAGAAUCUACAAAUACACAACUCAUAGAGUGUGUGAUUUCACAUUUACAUACAGACACAUACACAAUCACUGUACACAACUACAAAUGACAUGUUACAGAUGCACAAACCUUUUGCACCAAAAACACCUUCAUUGUCUCUUUCUUAUCUUGUUUUUCUUGUUGCACUAGAGGCCUCAUAAUCUCCAAGUGCAGUUAUUGUUUAGCAUUUUCACAUCAUAGAAAGUACAAAAGUACAAAUAAAAAUACUAAAAACACUCAAACAAGUCGGUAUAUUUUAUUUCAUUUGUGUACAGACCUGAAGUCCGUUUGUUUGUUUGUUCGGUCGGUCGGUCGCUUGCCCCAGCCACUUCCACCAGCUCCUCCUCCGGGGGGAUUCCCAGGCGCUCCCAGGCCACCUCCACCUGGUCCUGGGUCGGCCACGAGGUCUCCUCCCGGUGGGACAUGUCUGGAACAUCUCUAACGGGAGGCGUCCAGAAGGCGUCCUAACCAGAUGCCCGAGCCACCUCAGCUGACUCCUCUGGACGUGGAGGAGCAGCGGUUCUCCUCUGAGCGCCUCCCGAGUGUCCGAGCUCCUUACCCUAUCUCUAAGGCUGAGCCCGGACACCCUGAGGAGGAAACCCAUUUCAGCCGCUUGUAUCUGCGAUCUUGUUCUUUCGGUCAUUACCCAAAGUUCAUGACCAUAGGUGAGGAUCGGCACGUAGAUCGACCGGUAAAUCCAGAGUCUCUCCUCACGGCUCAGCUCUUUCUUCACCACCACUGAUCGGUUAAGCGUUCGCAUCACUGCUGACGCCGCUCUGAUCCGCCUGUUGAUCGACCUGGAGUCUUUUGGGUUUUUCUUCAAAAGUCUGAUUCUUCUUCUUCUUCUUUGUUUAAAAGUCUUAGUUGCUGCCGUUGCGGCACAGGGGCGUUCCUCAGGGGUGAAUCAGAGGAACUCCACCUAUCACUGCUGUGACCAACCUGCCAUUAAGUUCGACCGACACUGUGGAAACACGUGGAGCAACGACCAGAAGGUAACGGUGGUGCAGAUAUCAUAUCCACCUUAUUUCUAGUCACCAAGAGGAGAGGAACUGUGAACAUUGAUCCUGUUUUUAAUCCAGACUCUGCUGUCAGCCUGUUUUCAGGGUGUAUCUUGGUUCCUAAAAUCAGGAUAUGAUGUUUGAUACUCAGUGCAGACAGUGUAUCUGCUCUGAUGAAACAAAGAUCCACUGACCUUAUAUUCUGUAAUUGUGAUGUUUUUGUGAUUUCACUGUUACUCAAACAGACAAACGAGGAAAGAGACAGAGAAAGAAGUGGUAAUCAAUCAUUUAUAGGUAAUUAACCUGCAUUAGUGUUAGUCCCUUUCAUUUUCACUUCAGAAAACUAAAGACUGAAACAGCCUCCUCCCUUUUACUUUCACGCACUGUUAGCUGAGCCGUAGUAAAGCUUGUUGGUUACCCCCCCCACCCUUCCCCUGUGACAGGUGUAGAUGUGUUCAUGUUUCCCCUCACUGCUCCACCUCUGCUCCCCUUCUAAUCUGGCUUCAUGGAGCAUCAAAUAACUAUUCAAAACGAAACUAUCCAGUAAAACACACUCAACAAAAAAAUAUAGAAAGGCAACACUUUUGUUUUUGCUCCCAUUUUUCAUGAGCUGAACUCAAAGAUGGAGGACUUUUUCUGUUUGCAUAAAAGACCGAUUUCUCUCUUUUAUUGUUGACACAUUUGUCUGAAUCUUCACAGGUGUGAAUCUUUGAGUUCAGCUCAUGAAACAUGGGAGAAAAAAACCGAAGUGUAACCUUCAGUUAUCUGCCGCUCCAGAUUUACCCGGUGAACAAAACUACGUCAUGUUUGUCCGGCUGUGUCACUUUUCUUUGUCUUCUCCUGAAACUCCAAAAACAACUUUCAAACUCCAAGAUCUUCAAUUGGAGUUUGACUCGAUUGUUUCAGAUGCACCGUCUUCACUGAUUGGGUUUCAGGACUGACACCAGUGUUGGCUUGAAAUUCUUGAAACGUUAGAGUUAAAUGUAAGAAAGAGUUGUGGUUUUAUCCCAUGAUAAUAUCGUCCUUAUCAUGGGAAGUCUUCCUAACCCUCACCCUCCAGGUCCCAUCCUGACCUUUUAAAGGUACAGUGCGUAGAAACAGAAUAUUUAGCAACAUCUGGCUGUUAGAAACUCCGCCCUUUUUCCCAGUGAAGGGACGGUGGCCUUCAGGGACAAGAAGCUCCUGUGAUGCAUGAUGAGCAUGAUCCUCUAUAUGUUCAUUUUUACUCUUAAAAAUAUCAGUCAGUGCAAAUAUUCUGAUGAAUGCUGCUAAAUCCUGCGCACUGUACCUUUAUAAGAGUUUUUAUCCGUGUCUUCUAUGAACAGACUCCAGUGUUUUUAUCCUUAAAGGGAUUUUUCUUUGUUUUUUUCAGACCUUCGCUUACUACAAACUCAGCGGCUCACGCAAAGGUUGCAAACUUCCAUGUAAAGAGCUCAAUGAUGGGCGGAUGCUGCUGGAAAAGUGCGUUGAAGUCCAAGUUAGUGUGGUGCAUAAGAAGGUCAGUGAUACACUGUUUGGUUUUUGGUUUUGUUCAGACUUGGCUGUGUUUCUGCAGAGUCAGACUGUUCGAGUCAGCGUCCAGAGAGCAGAGAGAGUCUUUAUUCAGUUGUCGGUGGAGUCAGCCGGCUUCGUUUGGAGAGUGAAGAGCAGUUUCUAGUUUUAAUAAAAACAUCAUCUGAUUCUGGAACCAGAAGGUCGACGUCUUUAGGGAUCCUCUCUGCAGAUGUUGUGAAGCACUUUGAAUAAAGAUCUGAGUGUGUCAUGGUUGACUUUGAGCCUCCUGAUCUUUGAACAGGGAGGGGGCUCAGUGAUGGAGGAAAGGAUCAGCUUCACACCCCUGCCCUGCUCUGCUCCAGCUUUGGCUCCAGGUAACCAGGACUGAUUCCUCUUUAUCGAUACUGAACAGUUUGAUUUCUGACAUGUGAAAGGAGCUUUUUUGUAUCCUGAUCACAUUCCCAGUUUGUGUCCUCAACUUUUGAAACUUUUAAGUGGGAUUGGGACAUUUUUUAACCCAAACAUCAGGAGAAUUCUGGUCCUCAAAGAGAGCAGGACUCUUCUACUACAGAGCCGUGUUUCAUUAGUAUCCUUGAAUGAACAUUUUUGAGUGACAGCGUUAUUUUGAGACGACUCCUGUAUUUGUCUGUUUGCUGCAGGGUCCGUCGGUCCGCUGCUGCUGCUGCUGCCCGUGUUGAUGAUGAUGAUCGGUCACAUGAUCAGCGUCUGAAACCACCUCUUUGCUGCGCUGCUGUCUGAGCUCUGGGACCAGGGCUGACUCUAAGUAACCUUAUUUGCACUCGGCUUACUUAGUUUAGAUUCAGAUGUUUUAUUUAAGUCUUAAAGACUCACUACCUCGCCGACAGUGUUCGGCAGACAGUGUUAUUAGGUGUGAAGCUUUGCAUCGUCUAAUCAGGCCAUGGGAUGAGGGAUUGAUUUAAAGAUUUAGUUUUUAGACACUUUGAUUAAUGGUUUUAUAUUUUUAUACUCUGUUUUUACUCACUACCUCGCCGACAGUGUUCGGCAGACGGUGCUGUGAAGUGUGGAGCUUUACACACUUAUAUUAAGCUCUGGGAUGAGGGAUAAUUCAGCAUCAUGUAGUUUUCUUUUUGCUCUUUUUAUACGGGUUUUUUUAUUUAUAUGUAAAACGAGUCACUACCUCGCCGGCAGAGUCCGGCAGACAGUGUUUUUGAGUGUGGCGCUGCAGCUUUGUUGGUCCUCUGUCACUGUCCCCCAUUUUCACCACUUCUCCCUCUAAAAAAACACAGAGUCAAAUGUGAAUGUUUUUUAAUAACGCCCUUUUCAGACAUGCACAGUUUCCUGAAACUACCCUGCAGAUGAGCCGUUUCCAUGAACACAAACACACGAGUUUCUCUCCCCACCUUCACAGUCACAGAUCUGUAAAAUGAUCUGAAGGUACUGUAACGAUAAUCAUGAAGUUUGUUCCACUAAUGAAGUUUUCACGAUCACUGUAAGAGUACGACGGCACGUUUUCAGGUCAGACUUCAGGAGAGCUGAAUGACUGAGUGUAGAUCAGACCGCUCCUCGCUCCGUUUACACUGCCUGAUUAACAGAAACAGGUUUUAAUGCUUCACUCGACAAUCUGUUUACAAGAUAAUCCGUUAAAAUAAACCCGUUUUAAUUCUGGAAGAGCAGCAGCUGAAGGUUCAGUGAAGGAGACUUCAUGCUGUGAAGGUGUGUUUGUGUGUGAACUGUAGAGUUGGGUACAUUUCUGGACAUUUUCCAGAGUUCAUGUCUGAAAAUGGCGUCACUCACUCCCAUUUCCCUGCUGGGGUUGUUAUGAUCAGGGUCAUUUAAUGAACACUCUGGAUAUUGCACUAAUUAGAGUCGUUUAGCAUCAGGUGACUCUGGUACUCCGUUAAAAUUUGACGCCUCGGAGAAGGAUGAAGUUAUGAGGUGUUAUAGGAGAGAAGGUUACGGUUGUAGGAAGAGGACUUUAGUGGGGGUGGGGGUGUUCACAUGAUGGACUCCUGAAAAAUCAUAAACUAGAUUAAAUAAACAGCUAAAUUUGGUGCACAAUAAGCUAUCAGCUAAUAUGAAACUAAUCAAAGAUAUCUGUUUAACACGACUGCCAGGAGAGACACUCCUAUUCCUCUAGUUUAACAGUGUUUUCACCAGAGAGUAACCUGCCCACUACAUAUCUGUGACAUAUCUUUAUCUUUCAUGGACGUAUUUUAGAAACUUUUGUACAAAAAAACACCAGCAAGUAUUGAUCCAGCCACGGUCCAAACGUUAAGAAUAAAGGGUGAAAGAGAGCUGAGGCAGAAAAGAGCAUCUGUAUGACUGAACUCCGAUUAUUGCACUGAAAAUAUUCAAUGAUUACGGUUAAGGAAGGAUGUUAAAGAGUCUAAAAACAAACCCCCCUAAAUGUCACAUGUAUUAAUAUCACAGCUCAGGCCAAGUAUUACUGUAAUAACUGUGAACGCUGAUCUGUUACAACACUACCACAUCAUUCUGGACUUUUCUCCCUUUUAAUCCACCUGACGAUAUCUGAGCUGCACCGUCAUUUCAAACUGUUUAUUCAUCUUUAAACUGUGUGGAGAAGUUCACGUCAUAUCAUCAAUCUUAUACAUUUAUUAUCAGAAGUGUUUGUUGGAGUGGACUCAGCCCUAAAGGGACUCUAAUUUUGAUUAACCACAGAUUAAACACUUAAUGACUCUGUUACCUCCCACAGUCAUACUUGUAGAACCUAAAAUACUCACCUGAAGACGGUCUCAUUGGUUUGGAGAAGAUAUAUAUAUGAGCUAGAUGUAAUUACAUUCCAGUCUACGGUACAUGUAGUAUUUAAACAACCAUAGAUUAAUUAAUUUUAAAUAGAUUUAUAAACGGUUGGUUUGUAACAAACCUCAGAGUUUUAGUUAUGUUCCUGCAAACUAAGGAAUAAUUUUAACUAUAGAUUUACAUAAAUAAACAUUAAACAGAUAGAUAGGGCAAUAGUUAUAGACCUACACACACAAGGCAGUUAUAUUAAAUCAUUUAAAACAUUUAAUCAUUCCAUGUUUGUUAUAUUAGUAAUAUUUCUAUUAUAUGAAUAACUAUAACAACAUAUAACAAUAACAUAUAUAAAUAUUUAUUUUCAGUAUAAAUUUCUGCCUCAUGUUUCCAUUUUAGAUGUUUUUAACAAACCAAACAGUUUAGAAAUCAUGUGUAACUUCAGUUAUGUUGAAUCUAAAGAGCAUUUCUGCCUCUUUAACUGACUAAAAUUACUGGGUCAACUUUGUAAUAUGGACUUGGUCUUAGUUAGCCAAGUCAGACAGCUGAUAAACACAAACACAAAGACUGACACUGUCACAGGACGGGAAAACGUUGCUGAUGGGAACGCUUGUAUUGACCUAAAAAAUAAUCACAUGAAAAAAACGCUCCUGGUGUGAAAGGAGCUUUAGUCUUUUUGUUUUCCUCAAAGUAAAUCUGUCAUUUUAUUAAGUCCAAACAUCCCAACUCACAGCCUCGUUAUUAAGGUCUGUAAUAUACUAAACCGUUUAUUAAUCUGUCAACAUUUCAGCGAGUUUAGAGUAUUUUUGAUCCCAUCAGCUACCGUAGAGACAACCAGAAUGGAAAACUGGAGUAAGAUGGCCGCCGUGUACGGACGCUGGUGACUCUGGUGUCAUCUAGCCUUUCUUAUAGAUAUCUAUGCUCCCGCCAGCACAAGAACAGCAGAGUUAAUAACGGUUGAGUCAAAACCAAAACAUGCUAAUAUGAUGAUAAUAAUAAUCAGAAUAAUAAUAUUUCGUUUUUCCCUCGACACCUUUUGUCUUUUUAAGCACUUUUUAACCACCAGUCUUUAAUUUUGCACACAGACUCUCUAACGAGACAAAGUCUGAUUACAGCUGACGUGUUUGUCAUAGAGUUAGACAACAUACACAGAUCUGAAUAAAACUGACAUUACGAGUCUGUUUCUGACCGUAUCUGACAUGUGAAGAAAAGUUAAGCUUGAGUCUCCCUCAUAAGUGAUGAUCAAAAAAUGUAUUAUAUCUUUUUGUUUAAUGUUUGUCCCAGUUAGUCUAAAUAUCUGUGAUGUUCUUUUGAUGCUCUUUCCUGCUUCUUCUGAUCGUCUUUCACCCACUUAAAUCUGAUCAAAUCACUAAUCAAUAUAGAAAUUAGGAGUCCAUGACCAUAAAAAAGCACUUUUCAGUCUUCCUCGCUGGACAUUUGCACAAAGAAAGGCGGAGACAGAGCACUAAAUCACUUCCUGUCUAUGCAAAAUAAUAAAAAACAAGUGCUCUGUUUUUUAAAGCUUCUGUUUGUUUUAAUUGGUUUCUUUAUUUGAAUGUGGAUUUCAUUCUCUCUUUUUUCCAGUUUUAGCUUUUUUUUUAACUCUGUUCUUACUGAUAAUGAAUGUUCUCAAAAACCUGUUUUUUUUUGUUGAUAAAACUGGAUCAUGUCCUCCGUUUUCAGUAAAUUCUGCUCAAUUAGUAAAAAAGUGUGAAUGUCAAAUGUGAAACCAUGCAGCAGAAUUCUGAGCCAGUCAAAGUUAUUUAAAAAGUUUCGUUCUCUUUCGUCUAAACCUGCAGAGAUUUGUCUUUUGUUCUGUAAUGAAAUGUAUUUAAAGAGGACCUGUACUCGUGUGCAGCUCUGUCUGUUCUGUUUCUUCUUCUGAAUAUUAAAUCUUUCUCUCUGCGA
Molecule: messenger RNA, 8691 nt
Organism: Xyrichtys novacula (pearly razorfish)
Lineage: Eukaryota; Metazoa; Chordata; Actinopteri; Labriformes; Labridae
Source: the annotation of a GenBank genome assembly